UUGUGAAGAGUGAGAGAAAGUGCUGCAGAGAAGAAGGGUUGGAAACCUCUGCUGGGGACUCAGCCUUGCGGCUAGGCUGCAGCAGGCCUCACCAUGGCCAGGGCCAGGCCAGAUUUCAACAAGAAAAACUUAGGCUUUCUUGGAUUCCCGCAUCAAAGAAAAGCUUCAAGCUUUCAGAAAGAGUUUCCCUUUGACGAGAAGGAAGAGCCUGCCAGCCUCCGGAGAGGCCUUGAUGCCAAGUGUUUAGCUGCCCUCCCUAAAGUUGCAGAAUUAAGAAAAAUCUUCGAACCAAAAAGGAAAGACUUUUUAGAAAUGAAAAGAAAAGAAAGAAUUGCCAGGCGCCUGGAAGGAAUCGAGAAUGAUCCCCAGCCCAUCCUGUUGCAGAGCUGCCCAGGGUUGGUGACUCAUCGGCUGCUGGAGGAAGAUACUCCCAGAUACAUGCGUGCCACAGACCCCGCCAGCCCUCACACUGGACGAUCCAAUGAAGAGGAAGACACUCCUGCGUCUUCCCUAGAAAAGCAAACUCCAUCUAAAUACUGCACAGAAACCUCGGGCAUCCAUAGUUCCGGCUCCAUGGACAGCCACAGCCUAGAGUCCAAAGCAGAAAGGAUCGCAAGGUAUAAAGCAGAGAGGAGACGGCAGCUAGCAGAAAAGUAUGGGCUAACUCUAGACCCUGAAGUCGACUCUGAAUACUUGUCUCGAUACACCAAGUCUCGGAAGGAUCUGGAUGCAGCUGAGAGACGAGGAAAAAGUGACAGGCAGGAAGAACAGAGCAAGGAUACCAGUUCCCAGCACUCCAGGACUGAGCCAGGGCCUAGGACCAGCGUGGUGGAGUCCCAGGACUGUGCUCCCGUAGGAAGCCCCCGUGUGUCAGACCACGAGCGGCUGCUCAAUGUGGAGAACAAGAGAAGAGCCCAAGAGACACCCAUGGCCGAAGAUGGUUCCCCUGCCUUCUUUUCUGAGCGAGGUACUUCCUUUCCGGAAGUGCCAAGAUCCCCAAAGCAGAUACCUAGCUCACCACUACAGCAGCCAGCCUCCCCAAGCUACCCUGGUGACCUGCCACUGCCCACAGAGGCCCGAGCCAGUACAGGGAAGCCCACGCAUGAGUGGUUUCUGCAGAAAGAUUCCGAAGGGGAUACACCUUCACUUAUCAACUGGCCUUCCAGAGUUAAAGUUAGAGAAAAAUUGGUCAAGGAGGAGAGUGCUCGCAGCAGCCCUGAACUCACUUCAGAGUCCUUAACUCAAAGGAGACAGCAGCCAGUACCAGCGCAUUUCCUGUCUAUCCAGUCAGAAAGCUCCGCCUUUCACAGGGUCACGAGCAAAGCUGUGAGCUCGCUGCGGCCAAGCCAGAGCUGUGUCCUGCCAGCUGACCCUGUUCAUGCCAUCAAGCUGGUGACCAAGGACACCCCAGAAAGUGCAUCCGAAUGCAGCUGGGUGGGACCAGCCACCCCAAAUGUCAUAAAAUCUACCACCUUGAAGAUUCUAGAAGGUGGUUCAAGGGAUGCUCCCAUCCUCCAUAUCUGUGAAUCUAAAUCAGGAGAUGUGCUCUCCCCUGAAACUCUGGAGAAGAGCCCCAAAUCACUCUUGACCUCCGAAGAUGACAGGCUUGUGAGAGGCCACGAAGACCGCUCUGAAGAUUUAGAUAAGCCCACGGCUCGCUCCAUCGCUGUAGGACCUGAGAGAGAGCGGCAAGUUCACCAUCCGCCCACUCAGAGAUCUGGCCGGAGUGAAAUGGUUCUGUAUGUCCAGAGUGGUCCUGUGUCCCACGAUGCCACACUCAGCAGUCACACAAAGGAGGCCUCUCCAAAGAAGCGUAAGGUCCUGGCCCGCUCCCUGUCAGAUUACACGGGUCCCCCUCAGCUCCAGGCCCCCCGACACAGGGAUGCAGCCACAAAGCAAGAGCUGGAGCUGCGGAAUUCCAGGGCAGAGGGGCCUGGUGCAGAAGCCGGCAUGCUGGACACCAGAGUGUCUGUCGCCCAGCUCAGAAAUGUGUUUCUGGAGUCGGCCAGAGCCAGCAAGAGACCUGAACUCCAAUCCCGGGUUGAGAGGUCAGCUGAAGGAAUUGGCUUGCCCACGGAACAGGAGAGAGGGUCUCGGAAACCAAGACGCUAUCUUUCUCCCGGUGAAAAUAGAAAAACUUCUGAACGAUUUAGAACUCAACCUAUAACAUCAGCCGAGCGGAAGGAAUCAGAUAGGUACCCUUUGGGUUCAGACAUGCCAGUGGCUGACGAUGAAGAAAAGGUGGAUGAACGGGCCAAGCUGAGUGUUGCUGCCAAGAGGCUGCUUUUCAGGGAAAUGGAGAGAUCAUUCGAUGAGCACAGCGUACCAAAGAGGCAUUCGAGAAAUGCAGCCGUGGAGCAAAGGCUGCGUCGCCUGCAGGACCGCUCACACACCCAGCCCAUCACCACAGAGGAAGUGGUCAUUGCAGCCACGUUGCAGGCUUCAGCUCACCACAAGGCUUUAGCCAGGGGCCAGGCAAACGAGGGCAGAGAGUCUGCCGAGCCAGGUGAACCUGAUUCCUCCUCCUUGAGCUUAGCCGAGAAGCUGGCCUUGUUUAACAAACUGUCCCAGCCAGUCUCCAAAGCCAUUUCUACCAGAAACAGAAUAGCCGUGCGGCAGAGGAGGCUGAAUGCCAGGUAUCAGACUCAGCCGGUCACACUGGGAGAGGUGGAGCAGGUGCAGAGCAGCGGGAAGCUCAUCUCCUUCUCCCCCACUGUGAGCACAGCUGUGAGCACGCCUGCAGCUGCCCCCACGUAUGCCGGGGACCUUCGCACGAAGCCGGCUGCUGAAGACAGUGUGGCCGCCCCUGACUAUAAGUCCCCCCCUUGCUCGGAAACGUCGGACUCUCCGGUUAGAAGCAUUCUCAAGCCACAAGCCUGGCGGCCUCGCGCAGAGCGCUGUGGGAGCGAAGGAAUGCUGGGGGAGUGUGCAGAGCCGGAGAGCAGCAACGCUCUGACCUCGGGAGACAGCGACAUCCAAACACGCGGGGCCUCGGAGGAGGAGGCUGGGCCCUCCUACCCCAUCCCUGGUAGAGUCAGCGGUGGUGCUGGGCAGAAGGAGCCAAAACACACCAUCCUGAGGAGAGGAAGCGCGGAGCUUGGUCCUCCUGUCGCCCACCUGGGUGAUGAGCUGAAGGGAUCUUCCACUGCUAAAGGCAGUUGGCAGGAGACCCUGGACCAGGAGGAUAAGCAGGCCUUGGAGGAGAGCUCGGAUGUGGGGAAUGUCACGAGGAAGUUCUCGCUUAAAGAGUUUGGAGAGCCUGCUUCUGAGCAGGCGGCGCCGGCUGCCGGGAAAGCCUCCAUUCAGAUGGCAACACUGGGGUCCUGGAAGCAGCAGGAUCCUUCGGAGCAGAUAGCAGAGAAGCUCUUCAAGAACCCCUCUGCCAUGUUUGCCGCCGGAGAAGUCAAAGUGCCAGCAGGCGAGACUGUCCUGGAUUCACCCAGCAAAACCAUGUCAAUCAAAGAAAGGCUGGCGCUGUUGAAGAAGAGUGGUGAGGAAGACUGGAAGAACAGACUGCUUCGGAAGCAGGAAUACGGCAAGGCCACCAGCGGCCUGCACAUGCAGGAGGAGCAGUCUCUGAGGAAGCGGGUCUCGGAAAGUCGAGAGUGCCAGAUGACGAUUGAAGAGCGGAAGCACCUCAUCACUGUGCGCGAGGAGGCAUGGAAGGCGAAGGGCAGGGGCGCGGCCAACGAUUCCACCCAGUUCACCGUGGCAGGAAGAAUGGUGAAGAAAGGUCUGGCAUCACCCACAGCCAUAACUCCAGUCUCAUCCCCUCUGUGCAACAAAUCAAGGGGCACGACUCCAGUUUCUAAGCCCUUGGAAGAUAUUGAAGCUAGACCGGAUAUGCAGCUGGAAUCGGACCUGAAGUUGGACAAGCUGGAAACCUUCCUAAGGAGACUGAACAACAAAGUUGCUGGGAUGCAGGAAACCGUUCUCACGGUCACUGGCAAAUCUGUCAAGGAGGUGAUGAAGUUGGAUGAUGAUGAGACCUUUGCCAAAUUCUACCGCAGCGUGGAUUACAACAUACCCAGAAGUCCUGUGGAGCUGGAGGAGGACUUUGAUGUCAUUUUCGACCCUUACGCUCCCAAGUUGACUUCUUCGGUGGCAGAGCAUAAACGCUCAGUCAGGCCCAAGCGCCGGGUCCAGGCCUCCAAGAACCCUCUCAAAUUGCUGGCAGCAAGAGAUGACCUCCUUCAGGAAUACACGGAGCAAAGGCUCAACGUUGCCUUCAUGGAAUCCAAGAGGAUGAAAGUGGAAAAGAUGUCCUCCAAUUCCAACUUCUCCGCCGUGACGCUAGCGGGCCUGGCCAGCAGGGAGAACUUCAGUGGCAUCAGCCUGCGGAGCGUCAACCUGACGGAACAGAACUCCAACAACAGCGCAGUGCCCUACAAGAAGCUCAUGCUGUUGCAGAUCAAAGGAAGAAGACACGUGCAGACAAGGCUGGUGGAGCCUCGAGCCUCCUCACUCAACAGUGGAGACUGCUUCCUUCUGCUGUCCCCUCAGUACUGCUUCCUGUGGGUCGGAGAGUUCUCCAACGUCAUCGAGAAUGCAAAGGCAUCUGAACUUGCAACGUUAAUUCAGACAAAGAGGGAGCUUGGUUGCAGAGCUACAUACGUCCAGACCAUUGAGGAAGGCAUUAACACACAUACUCACGCAGCCAAGGACUUCUGGAAGCUCCUGGGUGGCAAGACCUGCUACCAGUCUGCCGGAGACCCAAAGGAAGAUGAGCUGUAUGAGACAGCCAUCAUUGAAACAAACUGCGUCUACCGUCUGAUUGACGACAAACUCGUUCCUGAUGAUGACUACUGGGGAAAGAUUCCCAAGUGUUCCCUUCUGCAGUCCAAAGAGGUCCUGGUGUUUGACUUUGGCAGUGAAGUUUACGUGUGGCAUGGGAAGGAAGUCAGCCUAGCACAACGGAAAGUAGCAUUCCAGCUGGCCAAGCACUUAUGGAACGGGACCUUUGACUACGAGAACUGUGACAUCAACCCGCUGGACCCGGGGGAGUGCAACCCGCUCAUUCCCAGGAAAGGACAGGGGCGACCCGACUGGGCAAUAUUUGGGAGAGUUACGGAGCACAAUGAGACCAUUCUGUUCAAAGAGAAGUUCCUCGACUGGACGGAACUGAAGAGGCCCACAGAGAGGAACUCCGGGGAAGUUGUCCAGCAGAAGGACGAUCCUAGGGCUGACGUCAAGCCCUACGACGUGACACGGAUGGUGGCACUGCCCCAGAUGACAGCCAGCACCAUCCUAGACGGGGUGAAUGUGGGCCGGGGCUAUGGCCUGGUGGAAGGAGACGACGGGAGGCAGAUCGAGAUUGCUACUGUCUCUGUGGACGUGUGGCACAUCCUGGAAUUUGACUACAGCCGGCUCCCCAGGCAGAGCAUCGGGCAGUUCCACGAGGGGGACGCCUACGUGGUCAAGUGGAAGUACAUGGCGAGCACAGCAGUGGGAAGCCGACAAAAGGGAGAGCAUCCGGUGAGAGUGGCUGGCAAAGAGAAGUGUGUCUAUUUCUUCUGGCAAGGCCGGCACUCAACCGUGAGUGAGAAGGGGACAUCAGCUCUGAUGACAGUGGAGCUGGAUGAAGAGAGGGGGGCCCAGGUCCAGGUUCUGCAGGGAAAGGAGCCCCCCUGUUUCCUUCAGUGUUUCCAGGGAGGGAUGGUGGUGCACUCUGGACGAAGGGAAGAGGAAGAAGAAAAUGUGCAAAGUGAAUGGAGGCUGUAUUGUGUGCGAGGAGAGGUCCCCAUGGAAGGGAACUUGCUGGAGGUGGCCUGUCACUGUAGCAGCCUGAGGUCCAGGACUUCCAUGGUUGCCCUGAACAUAAACAAGGCCCUCAUUUACCUGUGGCAUGGAUGUAAAGCUCAAGGCCAUACGAAGGAGGUUGGAAGGACUGCAGCAAAUAAAAUCAAGGAACAAUGUCCCCUGGAAGCAGGGCUUCACAGCAGCAGCAAUGUGACUAUCCAUGAGUGUGACGAAGGAUCCGAGCCCCUGGGAUUCUGGGAUGCCCUGGGGAGGAGGGACAGGAAGGCCUACGACUGCAUGCUCCAAGAUCCUGGGAGUUUUAACUUCGCGCCCCGCCUGUUCAUCCUCAGCAGCUCCUCGGGGGACUUCUCAGCCACGGAGUUCGUGUACCCCGCGAGGGCGCCCUCUGCUGUCAGCUCCAUGCCCUUCCUGCAGGAAGACCUGUACAGCGCGCCACAGCCAGCUCUCUUCCUUGUUGACAAUCACCACGAGGUCUACCUCUGGCAAGGCUGGUGGCCCACUGAGAACAAGAUAACCGGCUCUGCCCGAAUUCGCUGGGCCUCCGAUCGGAAGAGUGCGAUGGAGACAGUCCUGCAGUACUGCCGAGGAAAGAACCUCAAAAAGCCACCCCCCAAGUCUUACCUUAUCCACGCCGGGCUAGAGCCCCUCACGUUCACCAACAUGUUUCCCAGCUGGGAACACAGAGAAGACAUUGCUGAGAUCACAGAAAUGGACACUGCAGUUUCCAACCAGAUCACCCUGGUGGAAGAUGUCUUGGCCAAGCUGUGUAAAACCAUCUACCCGCUGGCGGAUCUGCUGGCCAGGCCACUCCCAGAGGGCGUAGACCCGCUAAAGCUUGAGAUUUAUCUCACGGAUGAAGACUUUGAGUUUGCGCUUGACAUGAGUAGAGAUGAAUUCAACUCACUGCCCACCUGGAAGCAAGUGAACCUGAAGAAAGCCAAAGGCCUGUUCUGAGAGCAGUAUGACAGAGCGACAGGGAGGCCACGUUCAAGGCCACUAGACCAGAACACGGUAUUUUUUUUCUGUCAAAGAAGAAAGUAUUUUUGAAUCAGAGUUUUUCAGAACCUGACCUUAUUAACUUCGUGGCUUGCUCUGGAGUCGAGCAUUUUGUAAAUGUGUAGGAGAACUCUUUGAAUCUUGGAAUCGUUCUUUUUCACGGUUCAGGUAAACUGAAAGAAAAGCGUCUUUUCCGUUCCCUCAGCUGAGCGCUGCCUCAGUGGCCGCUGCAGCCCGGCCCUCCUGUUCCGGCUCGGCAUUGCCUUUUUUAAAGCAAUUCUCUUUAUAAAGUGUUAUUUUGAUAGUUUGUGGAUUCUAAAUAUAUAUAUAUUUAUAUAAACAUCAUAUAAAUCAAAUAUGUAUUUAACAAAGCAAUAUGUAUUCAUUCACUUUCAGUUCUUUUCUUUGGUGUCAAAACAAUAUUACAAGGUAGACUAGAAGGCGUCACCUCUGUUGAGUUAGGCCUGCCACCAGUCUGCCCUCACCCCACCCCCCCGUCCGUCUGUCCGCCCCCACCUCCGUGCUCAGGAGUGCCUCCUUCAGCCUUAGGUCUGGCUUGUGCUCAGUUCUGCUUCCGGUGCUAAAACAAGCAAAGCCUCUGUGCUUCCCAGUGUGGACUCUGAAGAAUCUAUGAGAAUCAACCUUUCUACCUUAAGAUCUCCCCGAGAAAUGUAUAGUGCCUUGUUUUAUGUACAGUUUAUAUACAGAAAAGUUCGCUCUGCUUUUUUUUUUUUUUUUUUUUUGAUGCUGGUUUGGAAUAUUAUCUACCAUUUUAUUCUCAGAUAGUAGAAAUAAAAACAUCUCAGUUUCUCGUAUCCAUUGUGAACAGUACACAUGUCAUUUUGUGACACAGGACCCCAAAAUAAAAGCUCAGAAUAAUCACAA
This is a messenger RNA of Psammomys obesus (fat sand rat), 7641 nucleotides long. RefSeq names its product supervillin (gene Svil). The transcript has 37 exons. Bases 94 to 6714 code for a protein of 2206 amino acids. The record is from RefSeq and is a predicted model, not a curated record. Gene Ontology annotation, biological process: barbed-end actin filament capping; actin polymerization or depolymerization; cytoskeleton organization. Lineage: Eukaryota; Metazoa; Chordata; Mammalia; Rodentia; Muridae. Gene Ontology annotation, molecular function: phosphatidylinositol-4,5-bisphosphate binding; actin filament binding. Gene Ontology annotation, cellular component: actin cytoskeleton; cytoplasm.